Paramisgurnus dabryanus is the source of this 2813-nucleotide messenger RNA. RefSeq names its product interferon-induced GTP-binding protein Mx3-like. Lineage: Eukaryota; Metazoa; Chordata; Actinopteri; Cypriniformes; Cobitidae. Gene Ontology annotation, biological process: receptor internalization; defense response to virus; synaptic vesicle budding from presynaptic endocytic zone membrane. The record is from RefSeq and is a predicted model, not a curated record. Gene Ontology annotation, molecular function: GTPase activity; microtubule binding; GTP binding. Gene Ontology annotation, cellular component: nucleus; microtubule; cytoplasm.
AUUCCACAUGCUAAAAACAUUUUUCACAUUUUUACUUUCAUUUUACUCUGGUACUAUAAAUCAGUUUGCUGCAGAUAACUUCAGACACUGUGUUGAGUUUACAACUAUAGGAAACAUUAAAUAAACAUUAAAUAAAUUUUCAUAGAACUUGCAUAAACAUAUUUUUUUUCUGUUUGGAGAAUGGACAGUACAACUAAACCUUACAGCUUUCUAUCUUUUCUCUCACCUGGUUUUUCAGAAAAUAAUUGGGAAGAUGACAAGAAAGGGAAGGAAUUGAGAGGACUGAUUCAAGAUCAUUUAGAGGAGAGAAUACGUCCAUACAUUAAUCUUAUUGACACUCUGCGGUCAGUUGGCAUUCAGAAUGAUCUGGCCCUGCCAACUAUCGUAGUAAUUGGAGACCAGAGUUCUGGAAAAAGUUCUGUGUUGGAAGCACUGUCUGGUGUUGCCCUUCCUAGAGGGACUGGAAUUGUGACUAGAUGUCCACUAGAACUGAAGUUACGGAAGGUAAGGAGUGGAAUUAGCUGGAAGGCAUCGUUAUCUUACCGUGACAAGAAUGUUGAAAUCAAGAAUCCCUUAUCAGUUGAACAGCUCAUUGCAGAUGCUCAAAAUGAACUGGCAGGGAAAGGGGUUGGAAUCUGUGAUGAGCUCAUUACUUUAGAGAUUAUGUCACAAAAUGUGUGUGACCUCACGCUGAUUGAUUUACCUGGAAUAGCAAGAGUCCCAGUAAAAGGACAGCCAGAAGAUAUUGGAAAUCAGAUUAAACGUCUUAUCUUCAAAUUUAUUGAGAAGAGUGAAACAGUAAACAUGGUGGUCGUCCCUUGUAACAUCGAUAUUGCAACAACAGAAGCACUAAAAAUGGCACAAGAAGUGGAUCCUGAUGGUAAAAGAACUAUAGCAAUUUUGACCAAGCCGGAUCUCAUAGACAAGGGCACAGAGCAAAACAUUCUGUCAAUUGUCCAGAACAAAGUUAUCCCUCUCAGCAAAGGUUACAUCAUGGUGAAGUGUAGAGGCCAAAAGCAAAUUGAUGAGAAAAUGUCUCUGGAGAAGGCCACACAAAUGGAGACAGACUUCUUCAAAAAUCAUGAGGUUUUCAGUUGUCUACUAAAUGAGGACAAAGCUACAAUUAAAUGUCUUGGAACCAAACUGUCCCAGUAUCUUGUUGAUCAUAUCAAAAAAUCACUGCCACUGCUCUCUGAAAAAAUUAAGAAGCAGUUGUGGGAGCUAAGGGGUGAGCUCAAAGAGUAUGAAGUUGGACCACCCCUUGAACCUCAGGAAACAAGAGCCUUUCUAAUUACAAUGUUAAUGGGUUUCAAUGAGACGAUCAAGGACUUGUCAUUCGGGGAGUUGAUCAGUGAAGAUAACCUGUUUGUCCAGCUUCGGGCUGAAUUCGAGAAGUGGAAUGAUCAUCUUAUCUCUACUGUGGAUUUCUUUCACAAGACAAUUGCAGAGUUUAAGGUGCACCGACAGAAAUUCAGAGGAAGUGAAUUGCUUGGCUUCAGCAACUACAAAGUGUUUCAGAAUAUUUUGCGGCAACAUGUAAAAAAUCUCAAGAGGCCUUCUAUAGAGACACUCGAUGUCAUAAAAGAAACCAUCCACAAGCAGUUUGCUGACGUGGCUCGUCAGUGGUUCCAGAAGUAUCCUUUUCUUCUAAAUGUCACUUUGAACAAAAUUGACAACAUUCAUUUAAAGCAGCAAGCCAAAGCAGAGCAGAGAAUCUUGGAGCAGUUUGAAAUGGAGAACAUGAUCUAUACUCAAGAUGCUAUUUACUUGAAGUUCUUGAAUGAAAUUUGCCAAGCGGAUGAAAAGGAGAAAUUUUCAAAAGAAAACCUUCCUGGCUUUGAUAAAAAAUUAAUGUAUACUGAAAUGCUUCAGGCUUAUUAUCAGAUUGUGGUGCAGCGGAUGGCUGACCAGUUGCCCAUGAUGAUGCUCUUUUUCAUGCUGAAGGAGACGGCUCGCCUCCUAUGCACUGAGAUGCUGACUUUAAUGGAUGGUGCACAAGUGAAUGAGAUCCUGUGUGAGGACUCUGAUGUCAGUAGAAAGCGCAUCGAAAUACAGACACGUCUGGAUCGUUUAAAUAUCGCUCAGGAAAAAAUUUGUAAUUUUGUUUGAGGGAAACAGUAUGUAUUUUAACUAGGGCUGUCAAUCUAUUACAGUUUUUCUUAGUUGCUUAAACACAUUUCUUUAAACUAUGCCUCAUAUUCUCAAAACAGUAAAGACAAUUGCAUAACAUCUCACCCAAUACUCCAAACAUCAUAUUUUCAGAUCAAAAUGAUUCUCUACACUUAAAACCAUUCACUCUUAAUGAAAAACCAAUCUUUUCCCUCAGACAUCACACACAAGCUUUCAAAAACACACACACACUACAACAUAGUAUUACACACUGGUGCAAUAAAUUCAAAACAAUAUAUCCAAAACUGGAAAGUUGCUUGUGGUUCUCCUGUUCAAAAACCUUUGCACAUUACCAAAAAAUACACAAUCGAUGAAUUCAUCAGCACAUUUAUAUUCAUUCAUGUGCUACACAGCACAAAUGUAAAACAUUUUUUUUUUUAAUUAUUCAACAUCCCGUCUUAGUUCUGGGUCAGGGCAGCGAAUCUCAUCCACAUCACAGGCUAUAUUGGUCCUAUAGCCAAACAGCGAAGGUAAAAUCCUCUUGCAUGAUCCACCCCUGGCAUUCAUCUACUGAUAUGUUGAUCUGUAUGGAAGGCAAUUUGAUGCAUUUCUUUAUUCCAGUAGCAUAGUCCAACAGUGUAUGCACACUAAAGUUACUGUACAGAGCAGUCUUACUGUAAGUACACCUAUCUUUUUUCCUCCCG